CCAUCACUCUUCUUCCACACCAACGAAGUUGGAUGGAUGGGAUAGAGAUGCGUGUUAUUGCAGAAUGCCAAGCAUCAACGCUUACUCUCAACUUGAUCCCACUUUGUAUUUUCCAUAUAUAGUAUCAGAUACUAGCUAGCACAAAGAAGAAAAAGCAGCAAUAGCACCAUGUUUGGCAAACUCUUUGGGCAACUGGCCGUGCCGUUUCUCCUGGCAUCUACGGUCCGGCAAGAGAAACCAUUUGCUCCCUCCUCCAUACAAGAGAUUCGCAGUUCCAUGGACCAAAUGUAUCAAGAUCUCGUGGAUAAUCCCGGCAAUAGGACGCAACAAAUCAGUCCAACCUUGCAAUUCUCUUAUGUAUCCCCACCCAUUAAUGGCCAGAGCACGUGGAGGGGUAGCAGUAGUCGCCAUGGCGAAACAACAGACGCCGACAACAAUGACAGUGACAAUAAUAAGCCGAUUGCGAUUUAUCUCCCGGGAUUGGAUGGAACGGGUAUCACUGCCUUUACCCAUCAGUUUGAUGACUUGGCCAACACAUUUGAAUUGUGGCGAUUGAUCAUUGAUGUGACGGAUCGAUCCGAGUUUCGACAAAUCCUGGAAGCUGUGGUUUCCUUCAUUGAUGAACAGUUUCUACAGCAACAUCCUCAAGAUAAUCGUGAGAUUGUCUUGAUUGGAGAAUCGUUUGGAGGUGUUCUGGCAUCGGCAGUGGCCUUGAAGUUCCAAGCCAGGCAAGAACAACCACGCAAAAUGGACGGCUUGGUUUUGGUCAAUCCUGCCACCGCCUUUGAAGAUACCAACUGGGAUACCAUUGUGCCCCUGUUGGCAUCUCUGCAAUAUCUCAGCAAUGACAAUAAUAGCAGUACUCCCACCCCCUAUUCCUUGGCAGGAGGCAUGGCCCUAUCCUACUUGAUCCCGGACAACAAUCAGCUCCGUCGCAUUGUCGACAUUUUGGUCAAUGCCGUGGGAAUUCCACUCAACAAUAAUAACACUGGCAAUGAUGACGAGGAACCCAUGCAAGAUGCCAUGUUGGGCAUGUUGGAGAUUUUGGAAGAACGAUUGCCCGCUGGCACGUUGCAACAUCGAGUCAAUCAAUGGCUGGUGGUCGGUACAUCCUUGGUCAAUGCUCGAUUGCAAGACUUGCAAACUCCGACACUGGUCGUGGCAGGGGAUCAAGAUCGCAUCAUGCCGUCCGUCAAAGAGGUCGAACGUUUGACGAAAGUCAUGCCGUCGUGCGAAAAACUCUUGGUACGAGGGCGAGGACACUUUGUGCUGGAUGAAAAUGUCAACUUGACCGAAGCCAUUCUCUAUUCCAAGAUUGAUCCGCUGCAGUGGAGAACCCACAAUGAUGAUAAUGACAAGACUACUCCUACUAGUCGUGGGGAAGCAACUACUCGUAGUAGAAGCAACAACAACAACAAAAAGCCAUCUUACGAUCCCAUUAUGGAUUGGACUCUGCCACCGCAAAAGGAAGUGGAUGCCGUCUUUGAGAGUCAAGUCAAGCCACUACGAAACAUUCACAGUCCCGUCUUUCUCAGUACAGAUGCCAAUGGCAAACGAUGGCGAGGACUGGCCAAGAUCCCCUCACCAGCAAAUCACGGGCCCAUUCUCUUUGUGGCCAAUCAUCAAUUCUUUGGACUGGAUCUCAACCUGAUCAUUGCAGAACUCUUGGAAGAACGAAACCUGAUAUGCCGUGGUAUGGCACAUCCGUUUGUGUUUAAUCAAACAAAGGAGUUCCCAGAACUACGAGGUCGCACUCCAGGGUUGCUUUCAUCGAAUGGUCCUGCCGGUGGCAUUAACAGUUUUACCAACUUUCAAAAGUUUGGGGCCGUGCCCGUGACGCCUCGAAACUACUACAAACUGAUGCAGUCGGGUCAAAAUGCCUUGCUGUUCCCCGGUGGUGUCAAGGACGUGUGGCAAACAGAUCCCAGCUAUCCGCUGUUGUGGCCCGAAAAGACGGAUUUUGUGCGAACGGCGGCUCGCUUCAAUGCUACCAUUGUCCCACUGAGUGCAGUAGGAAUGUUGGAAAGUGCCCGUGUCGUGGUGAAAGAUUUGCGAACAGUCCCCUUCUUGGGGGGGCGUAUCCCCGAAGGAGGUGGAAUGAUGCCAGCCGCUCGAUUUGAUGCCCCGAAAGGCGAGAUGGAUCCUCUCCCGCCCGUGGCUCUCCCAGGUAUGCCGCAGAGAAACUACUUUGUCUUUGGGAAACCCUUUAGCACUGGGAACAUUGAUCCCAAGGAUAAGGAAGCAUGCUCGGAUCUGUACAAACAAGUAGUGGCGGAAACCAGGAGAGGGAUUGACGACAUUUUCCAUGCCAGAAAGAAAGAUCCCUUCUCCGACACACCAUCGAGGAUAGCCUACGAGCAGAUCACCCGAAAGCAGGCUCCUACGUUUGGUCUGGACGUCGUGAAUCGAGAGCGCCUGUAAACAAGUUCAGAACUGUGAAAAUCUGGAAUUCAUCGCCUACCGGUAGCUAGCUACCAUAGCUACCACAAUAGUAGGAUUGCAACUCUUGCAUCUCGUACAUCUCGUACAUCUCGAACAUCUCGUUUGCUUCCGGAAUAUCUAAUAUUUUAUUUUGGAUCGUCCAAUUAAAUUCCUUGCUGUGAUUGAAUUCGCUCAUAAAGACAGACCUUCAGAGGAAUGAUCAUGAUCAUUCCUUCCAAAAUUGUAUAACCAAGGGUCUUCCUAUGCGGGAAAUAGUUUGCUUCUUUCUGGAUUUCAGGCCCUCUGGCUUUACAGUACUAGUUGGGACAACUUGGGAGGGCAGUAUCUACAGGUAGUCUGAGGUAGAUCAGUCAGUGCUGCUGAUCUUCUUUCAAAAGCCAAACAUCCAACUGUGCUACUACGGUUGCUAGUUUCUCAGUGCUAAGGGUCGAGCAGUUUUACGACAGGCUUGUGGAUGGCUGGUUGCACUUGCCUUACUAGUAACUUCUUCGUCUGACAAUGCUGGCACAUAGGUUGACAAGUAGCCACACUUUCUACUAACCAUUGAUAAGUCUGUCCCGUCCUUGCAGCUGUGGAAAUGUUUGGCAAGGGCUGACACUACUAGACCACAUCUCAUGUACUACUGUAUGCAUACAUACAUGUAGGGAUCCGUUCUGUUUCCAUUCCAAAAGUAAGUUACUUUGAAUUCCCGCAAUUACAAUGCCACGGAACUGCUUGGA
Messenger RNA from Seminavis robusta, 3161 nucleotides. The record is from the annotation of a GenBank genome assembly. Lineage: Eukaryota; Bacillariophyta; Bacillariophyceae; Naviculales; Naviculaceae.